Camelina sativa (false flax) is the source of this 627-nucleotide messenger RNA. The record is from RefSeq and is a predicted model, not a curated record. NCBI's taxonomy places the organism in Eukaryota, Viridiplantae, Streptophyta, Magnoliopsida, Brassicales, Brassicaceae.
UGCGCCAGUCAGCUUAGUCAAUGGGAUGCCCUGGUAGAUUUUGGAAAAAGCAUUGAGAAUUAUGAAAUACUGCUUGAUAGUCUUUGGAAAUUACCCGAUUGGGCAUAUUUGAAGGAUCACGUUAUACCAAAGGCACAAGUGGAAGAGACUCCAAAGCUUCGUUUGGUUCAAUCUUAUUUUGCCCUUCAUGACAGAAAUUCAAAUGGUGUUGGAGAUGCCGAAAACACAGUGGGGAAAGGCGUUGAUCUUGCCUUGGAACAGUGGUGGCAGUUGCCUGAAAUGUCUGUUCAUGCUAGAGUGCCUCUAUUGCAGCAAUUCCAACAACUAGUUGAGGUUCAGGAGUCUGCUAGAAUUCAUGUUGACAUCGCAAAUGGGAGUAAAGGCACAGGAAAUGUUGCAGUUGGUGGACUUGGAAAUCGUUAUGCAGAUCUGAAGGAUAUUCUUGAGACUUGGAGGCUGAGGACUCCAAAUGAAUGGGAUAAUAUGACAGUCUGGUACGAUAUGCUACAGUGGAGGAAUGAAAUGUAUAAUGUUGUUAUUGAUGCAUUUAAGGACUUUGCUACUUCAAAUUCUCCACUUCAUCACCUUGGUUUUCGUGACAAAGCAUGGAAUGUCAAUAAGCUUGCC